This is a messenger RNA of Chaetomium strumarium, 710 nucleotides long. Its product is annotated as Tim10/DDP family zinc finger-domain-containing protein. Bases 166 to 441 code for a protein of 91 amino acids. Gene Ontology annotation, cellular component: mitochondrial inner membrane. The transcript is spliced from 2 exons. The record is from RefSeq and is a predicted model, not a curated record. Lineage: Eukaryota; Fungi; Ascomycota; Sordariomycetes; Sordariales; Chaetomiaceae. Gene Ontology annotation, biological process: protein insertion into mitochondrial inner membrane.
AAACAGUUCAAUCGCUUGGUCGUGCUGGUGUACAAGUACAAUACCUGAAAGCCGAAGAACAAGACGACCACGACGAAGAAGACGGCCAUCGACCAAACCCCCAGCAGGCCAACACAGCCGAUUCCAUUCCUCCAUCGGCAAUCCAAUCCGCCGCAACCUGCCAAAAUGUCUUUCCUCGGCUUCGGCCAACCCAAGCCCACCUCAGCCGAGAAGAUCGCGGCCGUGGAGAACGAGCUCAAGGUUGUGGCCGAGAUGCACUCACGUAUGAUCAAGGUCUGCACAGCGAAGUGCAUCGACCGCACGUACCGCGAGGGCGAGCUGUCCAAGGGCGAAGCGGUCUGCUUGGACCGGUGCUCGGCCAAGUUCUUUGAUGCCCACCAGACUAUUUCGGAGCAACUACAGAGGGAAGGGGCGGCGCGCGGGCUCGGUGGGGGGAUGUAGAGACCUACAUCCACCUAAGGUACCUUAGCUGGACAACUCGGGAUGGCUAUUCAUUUGAACAGGUGGGUAUCUUUGAGAAGAAGUCGGUUUUUGGCGUCAUGUAUGAUAACUUGCUCGGGAAGCGCAACAUCCAUGUUGGGGCGCAUGUACAACACGAGAUGGGAUCGAGGGGACCGGGGAAGGCAUAUCUCGGUUUCCUCAGGCACAGGUUUUGGUUGGGUCGUGGGUUAGAUGGGAGCUGUUUAAAACCACGAAACAAGUUGGGCCAG